This is a messenger RNA of Tachysurus vachellii, 1658 nucleotides long. RefSeq names its product store-operated calcium entry-associated regulatory factor (gene saraf). The record is from RefSeq and is a predicted model, not a curated record. NCBI's taxonomy places the organism in Eukaryota, Metazoa, Chordata, Actinopteri, Siluriformes, Bagridae. The coding region runs from base 241 to 1224 and encodes 327 amino acids. Gene Ontology annotation, biological process: regulation of store-operated calcium entry. The transcript is spliced from 6 exons. Gene Ontology annotation, cellular component: endoplasmic reticulum membrane.
GACGUAACAAACCCGGAAGCGGAUGUAACGCGUUGUUUACUGCGUUGCCGUUUGAUUGCGCCAGAUUAUUUUGCUAAUAAGAGAAAGACACGUCAGUUGUUUAUAACCAGGAAUAAAACAGAGCGGAUUUAUAGCGCGACCUUCUGAGGCGUGUUUUAUUGUCACAUAUCUGGAGCAGUCAGAAACUGUAGAAUAUCUCGUCUUAUUUUAGCUUAGCUUGUUAGCCUGGGGAGUGUAAACAUGGCGCUCGCUGCGCUUUUCCUGAUCAACAUGUUAAUGUCUCCGAUCAUCUACUGCUGGAAUGACGGAGCCGUGUUGCUCCGUGAUGUCCAGGCCCUGACUCUGUACCGGGGCCGUUACACCACGGCUCGCCGCUCCAGCCCUGUUCCUCAGCUGCAGUGUGUAGGAGGAUCCGCCGGCUGCUCCGCCUUCGUCCCUGAAGUGGUCCAGUGUCAGAAUAAAGGCUGGGACGGCGUGGAUGUCCAGUGGGAGUGCAAGACUGAUAUGGAUAAUUGGUACCGUUUUGGAAAGGUGGAGGUCUCCUGUGAAGGCUACAACAGCCCCGAUGACCCGUAUAUACUGAGGGGCUCGUGUGGUCUUGAGUAUACAAUGGAGCUCACAGCCGAAGGCCGUCAGAAACAAGGAUCAUCUCGAUUCUCGGACUUUUCAUCUGGAUUCUUCCAGAGAAAGGAGCAGCAUGGAAGCAGCCAGCAUUCCCUGAGUGGAUUCUCAGGCGAGGGUUUAGGCAGCCUUGUGGUCAUUGCAUUCUUCCUGCUGCUCGCCUUCGCCGUGUAUAAGAUGUUCCUGUGUGACUCUAGUCGUGGUUCCCAUGGAGAUCGGUACCAAGGAAACCCAGGGUUUGAUGGGGCAGGCUACAGUAAGACGGGUCCGCCUCCUCCUGGGUUUAGGUCUGAAUAUACAGAUCCUCCUCCUGCAUACAGCUUUACAGAUUCAUCCAGCUCACCUCACGCUGCCGGCUAUGGUGGGUUGGGGUCUGGAAUUGGUGGACUAGGGGGCAGAAACGGAGGUGGAGGAGGAUUCUGGACUGGAAUGGGAACAGGAGGGCUGCUGGGAUACCUGUUCGGCUCUCAGAGGCGUGGUCCUCCUGUGAGUCCUUAUGGUUCACCAUUUUACAACACCAACAACCACAGCAGCAGCACCAGCACCAGCUCCAGUUCAGGGACUCGCACUGCUUCAGGUUUCGGUGGAACAAAGAGAAGAUAAACAGCUCUGGAUUCCACUGGUGACGGAUGACAUCACAGGAGUUCAGUGUGAUCGAACGUUAACUAGUAAAACUAGCUUUAGCCACACUGAAGGAAAAAAAUGAUAUUUUGAAAUGAAAUCUACUCCAUGCCUCAUGUUUAAUAUGUGGGUUUAACCUGUUUUUGUGUGGAUUUAUUAUUAUUUGAAGUUUUUCUGAACACAGCUGAGGCUGUUGAGCUGCUUGUCUCUUAUCAGCGUGUCAUCUUCAGCACCACAGUAAAGAAACAAAGACAGAACAGAGAGGUUUAACACUGUAACGUAUCUGUUUACACAUCAUUCAACUGCAACCUUUACCAUGUCCAGUGAAGAGAUCCACUGAGUUCUGUCUGUAAUUAAAUACCUGCUCUGUUUCCUGUGGACAGUUCAUAAAGAAAUAAAACAUAUUUUUGUAGUAA